GUCGGCUUCCUGGUGAAGUAACGCGUGAGUAACCCGCCCGUCAUCAUCUCGGACCUGAUCCGGGGAGGAGCUGCAGAGCAGAGUGGCCUCAUCCAGGCUGGGGACAUCAUUUUAGCCGUCAAUGGCAAGCCCCUGGUGGACAUGAGCUAUGAGACCGCACUGGAGAUACUGAGAAGCAUCGCCUCCGAGACCUACGUGGUCCUCAUCUUGCGGGGCCCUGAGGGCUUCACCACUCACCUGGAGACCACUUUUGCAGGUGACGGGACACCAAAAACCAUCCGUGUCACCAGACCCCUCUGCCCGACUCCGAAGGCAGUCGACUUGUCCAAUCCAAGCCUGCACAGCAAAGAGCAGCCACCGCCCGCAGCCGACCGCACCAUGGGAUCCCUGUGGACAAGAGAGAUGGGGCGGGAGGUGGAGCCGAUGGGCCACCGUAACAGCGCAGGGCAGGAUGGUGGGAAGGGGAAGGAGGGUGCUUGUGGUCACCCUUGCCUCAACGGCGGCGUGGAAGACAAUGAGCUGCUCAAAGAAAUCGAGCCCGUCCUGGAUCUCCUGAAGAGCAGCAGUAAGGACAGCGAUGGAGAUGCACCCUCCAAGGUAGAGACAAGAGAUAUAGAAGUCCAGGUGGACUGGGAAGGGGAAAACAAGCCACAGAAAGCCUUACCGGCUCAGAUGGAGAACGACCGUGUCUUUGGUGACCUGUGGGGGAAGAGCAACGUGCCUGUGGUCCUGAACAACCCCUACUCCGAAGCAGACCAGCCACCACCAUCCGGGCGGCAGUCCCCAACCAAGAACACAGUGAAUGGAAGUCCUUCCAAAUGCCCGCGGUUUGUCAAAAUCAAGAACUGGGAGACAGGCUCCGUGCUUCAUGACACUUUGCACCUCAAGACUGCAAUGGCCACCGCGUGCACCGAGCAGAUCUGCAUGGGCUCAGUAAUGACCCCGAGCCAGCACGUCCGCAAGUCAGAAGAUACCAGGACAAAAGAGGAGGUGCUCCUCUUGGCUAAGGACUUCAUUGACCAGUACUACUCCUCCAUAAAGAGAUCUGGCUCCAAGGCCCACAUGGAAAGGCUGGAGGAAGUGACCAAGGAGAUUGAAGCCACUGAUACCUACCAGCUGCGGGACACAGAGUUGAUCUACGGAGCCAAGCACGCCUGGAGAAACGCAGCCCGCUGCGUGGGCAGGAUUCAGUGGUCCAAGCUGCAGGUGUUUGAUGCCCGGGACUGCACCACAGCCCAUGGGAUGUUCAACUAUAUCUGCAACCACAUCAAAUACGCCACCAACAAAGGGAACCUCAGAUCUGCUAUCACCAUCUUCCCGCAGCGGACGGACAGCAAGCACGACUUCCGCAUCUGGAACGCCCAGCUCAUCCGCUACGCUGGCUACAAGCAGCCCGACGGCUCUAUCCUGGGAGACCCCGCAAACGUGGAGCUGACGGAGAUCUGCAUUCAGCAAGGGUGGAAGGCACCACACGGGCGCUUCGAUAUCUUGCCUCUGCUCCUCCAAGCCAACGGCAAUGAUCCAGAGCUCUUCGAAAUUCCCCCAGAGCUUGUGCUGGAAGUGCCCAUCCGGCAUCCCAAGUUUGAAUGGUUUAAGGACCUGGGCCUGAAGUGGUAUGGCUUGCCAGCAGUUUCCAACAUGCUCCUCGAGAUCGGUGGCUUGGAGUUUUCCGCCUGCCCCUUCAGCGGCUGGUACAUGGGCACGGAGAUUGGGGUCCGGGACUACUGUGACAACUCUCGCUACAACAUACUGGAGCAAGUGGCCAAGAAAAUGAAUCUGGAUAUGAGGAAAACGUCCUCACUGUGGAAGGACCAGGCCUUGGUGGAGAUCAACAUUGCUGUGCUGUACAGCUUCCAGAGCGACAAGGUGACCAUCGUGGAUCACCACUCAGCCACCGAGUCCUUUAUCAAACACAUGGAGAACGAGUACCGAUGCCGUGGAGGCUGUCCAGCCGACUGGGUGUGGAUUGUCCCGCCGAUGUCUGGCAGCAUCACCCCAGUUUUUCAUCAGGAAAUGCUCAACUAUCGUCUCACGCCCUCCUUUGAGUACCAGCCGGACCCCUGGAACACCCACGUCUGGAAAGGGAUCAAUGGGACACCUACCAAGAAGAGGGCCAUCGGCUUUAAGAAGUUAGCAAAAGCUGUGAAGUUCUCAGCCAAGCUGAUGGGCCAGGCCAUGGCCAAGAGGGUCAAAGCGACCAUCCUAUAUGCCACGGAAACAGGGAAGUCGCAGGUCUAUGCAAAAACCCUGUGUGAAAUCUUCAAGCACGCUUUCGAUGCCAAGGUGAUGUCCAUGGAUGAGUAUGACAUCGUGCACCUAGAGCAUGAAACCAUGGUCCUGGUGGUCACAAGCACCUUUGGCAAUGGAGACCCACCUGAGAAUGGAGAGAAAUUUGGCUGUGCAUUGAUGGAGAUGAAGAAUCCCAACUCCAACCUGGAGGAGAGGAAGAGCUACAAGGUCCGUUUCAACAGCGUCUCCUCUUACUCGGAUGCACGGAAAUCCUCAAGCGAUGGCCCUGACUCCAGGGACAACUUCGAAAGCACGGGGCCGCUGGCUAACGUCAGGUUCUCCGUGUUUGGGCUGGGGUCACGGGCUUACCCCCACUUCUGCGCCUUUGCCCGGGCAGUGGACACCCUCCUGGAGGAGCUGGGUGGAGAGAGGAUCCUCCGCAUGGGAGAAGGGGAUGAGCUCUGUGGCCAGGAGGAGUCCUUCAGGACCUGGGCCAAGAAGGUCUUCAAGGCAGCGUGCGACGUGUUCUGCGUCGGAGAUGACGUCAACAUUGAGAAGGCAAACAACUCCCUCAUCAGCAAUGACCGGAGCUGGAAGAGGAGCAAGUUUCGCCUGACCUAUGUGGCUGAAGCCCCAGAACUCACACAAGGACUCUACAGCAUCCACAAAAAACGCGUCUACGCAGCCCGGCUCAUCACACGCCAGAACCUGCAGAGCCCAAAGUCCAGCCGCUUGACAAUUUUCCUGCGCCUCCACACCGACGGACACCAGGAACUGCAGUAUCUGCCCGGGGACCACUUGGGCGUGUUUCCAGGGAACCAUGAAGACUUGGUCAAUGCCCUGAUAGACAGGCUUGAAGAUGCUCCUCCAGCCAACCAGCUGGUGAAGGUGGAGCUCCUGGAAGAGAGGAACACAGCUCUAGGUGUCAUCAGUAACUGGACAGACGAGAACCGUGUCCCACCAUGCACCAUCUUCCAGGCUUUUAAGUACUACUUGGACAUCACCACCCCUCCCACACCCCUGCUGCUGCAACAGUUUGCUUUGUUGGCCACCAGUGACAAGGAGAAGAAACGUCUGCAGGUCCUUAGCAAGGGCUUGCAGGAGUAUGAAGAAUGGAAGUGGUCCAAGAACCCCACCAUCGUGGAGGUGCUGGAGGAGUUCCCCUCAGUGCAGAUGCCCUCCACGCUGCUGCUCACACAGCUCCCCCUCCUCCAACCACGCUACUACUCCAUCAGCUCCUCCCCGGACAUGUACCCAGACGAGGUCCACCUCACCGUGGCAGUGGUCUCCUAUCGCACAAGAGAUGGAGAAGGACCGAUCCACCACGGAGUCUGCUCCUCUUGGCUCAAUCGGAUACAGACCGAUGAAGUAGUGCCCUGUUUUGUAAGAGGUGCGCCCGGGUUCCACCUGCCCCAGGAUCCCCAGGUGCCCUGCAUCCUCAUCGGCCCCGGCACCGGCAUCGCCCCUUUCCGGAGCUUCUGGCAGCAGCGACUCUUUGAAAUCCAGCACAAAGGUCUGAAGCCUUGUCCUAUGGUCCUGGUUUUUGGCUGCCGACAGUCCAGGAUCGACCACAUUUACAAAGAGGAGACGCUCUUUGCCAAAACCCAUGGUGUUUUCAGAGAGCUGUACACAGCCUACUCCCGGGAACCGGACAAACCAAAGAAAUACGUGCAGGACGUGUUACAGGAGCAGCUGGCCCAAACUGUGUUCAAAGCACUGAAGGAGCAGGGAGGCCACAUCUACGUCUGCGGGGAUGUCACCAUGGCCGGGGACGUCCUCAAGACCGUCCAGCGCAUCGUGCGGCAGCAGGGCCAGCUGUCGGUGGAGGAGGCAGGUGCCUUCAUCAGCAAGCUGCGGGAUGACAGCCGGUACCACGAGGAUAUUUUUGGAGUCACCCUGCGUACGUACGAAGUGACUAACCGCCUUAGAUCUGAGUCCAUUGCAUUCAUCGAGGAGAGCAAAAAAGACACGGAUGAGUGA
Messenger RNA from Tauraco erythrolophus (red-crested turaco), 4209 nucleotides. Lineage: Eukaryota; Metazoa; Chordata; Aves; Musophagiformes; Musophagidae. The record is from RefSeq and is a predicted model, not a curated record.